Trypanosoma rangeli is the source of this 405-nucleotide messenger RNA. RefSeq lists its product as uncharacterized. The record is from RefSeq and is a predicted model, not a curated record. NCBI's taxonomy places the organism in Eukaryota, Euglenozoa, Kinetoplastea, Trypanosomatida, Trypanosomatidae. The transcript has a single exon. The coding region runs from base 1 to 405 and encodes 134 amino acids.
AUGCAAGAAAGUAACAUUCACAGUUCGUACUCAAAGUACGUCGUUGUGCAUCGCGGGAGUCAGAUGGUGUUUAUCGCCCUCCCAGCGGAGGCAAAGUGGUUGGAAGCCCGCCUCACAUACGCCGCAUUAAUGAACCUGGACCCUCAGCGAACGAUGCUCACGGCUUCCUUCACCACCUUGAAUAAAGUCACCCCUUCUGUGUGUUCAGAUGAUACACCCAUUAAGUGGCCUGCGUCGGGGGCUCUGCACACAGUUGCGGUUGAGGCGUCGCCGGAUGGCACGUGGACGGCACUAAACAGCAGCUUGCGGCCACUCAAUACACAAAGAUGUGGGGCGGGGGGCUUUCCACUGGCUGUCUCGAAAUAUUUGGGUUCCACACAAUCCAACAUGCAGCCAAAUGCAUAA